Messenger RNA from Pseudophryne corroboree (corroboree frog), 1950 nucleotides. RefSeq names its product B-box and SPRY domain containing (gene BSPRY). Gene Ontology annotation, biological process: protein ubiquitination. Gene Ontology annotation, molecular function: protein binding; ubiquitin protein ligase activity. Lineage: Eukaryota; Metazoa; Chordata; Amphibia; Anura; Myobatrachidae. The transcript has 6 exons. Bases 357 to 1877 code for a protein of 506 amino acids. The record is from RefSeq and is a predicted model, not a curated record. Gene Ontology annotation, cellular component: cytoplasm.
GAGACAAUGCCUUCUCUAUACAAGGCUGCAGCACAGGAGACAUCCCACCCUUAUCUUCUUACCAGCCAGACAAUGAAUGGAUUUCAUGCAAGGAAUAGUAUUGGUGCAGAUCAUUGAGAAGGUUGGAGGUGGCUACUAUUAUUGAUAUGAUUUGGGAUAUAUGACACUAGACACUCCAGCUGCUGUAGGACUACAGAUCUCAGCAUGCACAGCAGCUGGAGAAGCAUAGGUUGCCCAGCUGAGACCUGCAGUCUGUGCACUAAGGAUAAUGAGACCACAGUCCAGUCCUGGGCUGUCUAUUCCGCACUGACAGCCCUCUCUGAUUUUUCCUUGGUGAUUUUUGAAGCAACCUCUGAAUGUGUCACUGUCUAACUGGCUCCUCCCAGGGGCUGUCACUCUCUACCUGGGGACAGGUGCAGCACGGAACACACAUAGAGGAUCCAUACCCAGAUCUCCUGCUCUGCUCCAGCAUGUCUCAUCCAGACUCUGGGGACCAGCAGCUACCACUCUGGGUGAUCACAGGCUCUCACUCCUGGGGUGGCUCCCUGCAGGCUGCUGAGAAGUGUGACCCUGUGGAGUGGACCCCUGAUGGACAACUGGCCACCUUAUCCCUGGACCACUCUCCGGAGGAGACCAUUGACCUUGGAGACCCCUGCUCUGCAGAGGAGACACCUGGCAGGACUGGUGAUGUGCCACAGGGAGAAGCCCCCACAGUAGACUCCUCAUGGACAGGCACCUGCAGGGACCAUGGGCAGAAGCUAAGCUUGUUCUGUUACCAGGAGUACAAGCUGAUCUGUCCCCAGUGCAAAUCCCAGGGCACCUGCCUGUCCCACAGGACCAAGCCAGCAGAGGAGAGGGCUGCCCAGAUCAGGAACAAGAUUGUUGAUCAGUGCGAGAGGUUGCAGCUACAAACGUCCGGGAUUGAGAAGUAUCUGGCCGACGUUCUUCCAGCAAAGACCCCACGGGUGGCGAGCACUGCCAGAGCCGCCCGCGAGCUGAUCAUCCAGCGACUGAACUUUAUCCGCAAUCUGUGUGAGAAUGAGGAGCAGCGUCUGCUGGAAGAGGUCCACGCAGAGGAGGAAAGGGUGCAGCAAGGGAUCCUCACGCAGAGAGCCCACUGGACGGAGUCUUCUAGGAAGCUGUCCGAUAUCAGGAACUACCUAGUAGACGUGCUGACAAACACGGAUGACAUCAAUCUUAUAAAUUCAGAGAACGAGAUGGAUGAGAGAGCAGAAGAAGCGGAAGGAAUUCUGGAACCUCAAGAGUCUGAGAAGUUAAACUUUAACAUGAAUUGUGUUCAGAGUCCAUUACUGAACAGAUUAUGGGCCACCUCUGUCCUCUGCUGCACCACCGCUUGUGAAGACCUCACAUUUGACGAAAAGACACUGAGCCCCAUGCUGGCAUUAGGGGAAAACAACAGCCUAAAGUUCCUGCAGAAGAAAGCAAAGACCUAUCCAGAUGGACCCGAACGUUUUGACCACUGGCCCAACUGUAUGGUGACCGAGUCCUUCCACAGCGGCAUCCAUAUGUGGAAAGUAAACGUGGAGAAGACCUGUGCCUACAAGCUUGGCAUAACGUACAGAACCAUUGCACGGAAGGGCUCGGGCAACGAGGCCAGGUUGGGAUACAACCCAGUUUCCUGGAUCUUUUCACGUUACGACAAGGACUUCCGGUUUUCCCAUGACUCUCAGCAUCAACUUGUGGAACUCCUGAAAAGUCCUAAACAUAUCAGUGUGUUGGUGGAUAUAGAUGGGGGGGAGCUCAUCUUUUUCGACCCGGAUUCUUGUGUCAUACUCUACAGCCACCAGACAAAGUUCUCCGCUCCUAUCAGUCCAGUGUUUGCAGUCGCGGACGAGAGCAUCAGCCUGGAGAAAUGAACCAGGAGGAAAGAGUAUAGAUAAUUAUAUUUAUAAAGACUACUUUGAAUAUAAGAGGUUAUAGCCUUUUUUU